AUGUUUAAGUUUCUGUAUCUGGUCCUACUUGCCUCGCUAGCUGCAAUCGUUGCUCGCGCUGAUACCGAAAUCGUCAACUUCCAUCUACCCUUGUCGAAGGAUACGACCGUCUAUCCUCCUCUAGAUACUGUCAUUCAUACGAUAUCACCUUUCGAGACAGUAAAUCUCAAUCUCACAGACAUCUCUCCCGAACAAUGGUUUUCGCUCGAUUGGAAAGAUCAGCAAGACAAGUACAGAAGCUGGACUCUGCGUGCCUCUUGGCCUGCAUCUUCCCCAACCCGCAUCCAAAUCCUCCCACCCCACUCCCCCGGCUUUCUCCUCAUCCACGCCUCUCCCCUCUCCCCCCGCUUUCCUUACCACCCUCCUCUCUCUCAAUACCUCCCCUCAUUCCUCCGACCCCUCUUCACCUUCCUCACCUGGGCCACCCAGCCGGUGCCUGCGGAGAGAAAGCUCGAUACUGAAUUCGAAACACCCCUUCACCUGACGCUGGAACCGCUCCUCUUGGGUGUUCUGCCGUAUACGGCAUUGCCGGCGGUGGGGUUGAUAUUGGUGGUCGUGGUGGUGGCUGGUUUGGGGGUUCCUUAUGUGAUUAAAGGGUUAGAGGGGGUUGGGAAUCGGGUAGAUGGGAGACAGCGGAAAGAGGGCGUCAAGGAAGAGUAG
Molecule: messenger RNA, 660 nt
Organism: Cryptococcus wingfieldii CBS 7118
Lineage: Eukaryota; Fungi; Basidiomycota; Tremellomycetes; Tremellales; Cryptococcaceae
Exons: 3
Coding region: 1-660 (219 amino acids)
Source: RefSeq, a predicted model, not a curated record